Messenger RNA from Gadus morhua (Atlantic cod), 788 nucleotides. RefSeq names its product WD repeat-containing protein 27-like. Gene Ontology annotation, molecular function: protein binding. Lineage: Eukaryota; Metazoa; Chordata; Actinopteri; Gadiformes; Gadidae. Bases 219 to 788 code for a protein of 189 amino acids. The record is from RefSeq and is a predicted model, not a curated record. The transcript is spliced from 4 exons.
GUAGGUAGUUGGCACCAUCUCCUGGUCAAAAGCAGAAUUACACUUCAGAUACAGACUACGUUGGGAUAUGGUAUCUAGGCAACCUCUUGUAUCAUGAGCAGAGGGUACCUCCCACAACAUUGGAUAUGCUUAUUUUACCUCUAUCCUAGCAUAUUUGAAACGUAGUCAGUUAAACAUAUCUCUGCGGGGCGAACACUUUAUUAUUGACCCUAAGAAAAAUGAUCGCAGAGAAAUUUACUUUUACGUGCGACCAGUUGUCAGCUCACCGGAAGAUAGCGUGCUGUCCGACUCACUGUGUCACACCACAUGGAGGCAAAGACCUGCUCUGUUACAACCUGAAAGACCUUAACCAGGAGCCCCUGGCAUUAACGGGCCACCAUGGUGAGAUCUCUGCGAUGGUGUUCGGGAGUCGUGACACGAACGUCCUACUCUGCUCUGCCUCUGCUGAUUACAUCAUUGUGUGGAACAUUGAGCUGUGUCAGAAGAGAGUAGACGAUGGCUUAAUUGCAGCUGGAACAGUAAUCGGUACCUUACUGGGUGAUGUGGUCUACCUUGCCUUCUGUUCCUCUGGGGAGCGGGUAGCAGCAUGCACUGGAAACAGAGUCAAUAUACUGAGCUCACAGCAGGGGGAGCUGGUGUGUACCCUGUCUGCUCACCUGGGGCCCCUCACCGCAGCAGAGUUCUGCCCCUGGGACGAGGAGAUUCUAGUCACCACCUCAGAGGACCGCUCCUUUAUGGUCUUAAUAAAACAAACAUUAACAAUACUUAAAACAGCCAAUAGCCGAUGA